AUGGUGUGUCCAGUCACCGAGCGCAAGCAGAGGAGGCUUGUGAAGCUAGGCUCUCAGGCCACGAGCUCCCAGGCCACGAGCUCCCAGGUCACGAGCUUCCAGGUCACGAGCUUCCAGGUCACGAGCUCUCAGGUCACGAGCUCCCAGGUCACGAGCUCCCAGGUCCCGAGCUCCCUGGUCAUGAGCUUCCAGGUCCCGAACUCCCUGGUCACGAGCUCCCAGGUCCCGAGCUUCCAGGUCACGAGCUUCCAGGUCCCGAGCUUCCAGGUCCCGAACUCCCUGGUCACGAGCUCCCAGGUCCCGAGCUUCCAGGUCACGAGCUUCCAGGUCACGAGCUUCCAGGUCACGAGCUCCCAGGUCCCGAGCUUCCAGGCCACGAGCUCCCAGGUCACGAGCUUCCAGGUCACGAGCUUCCAGGUCACGAGCUCUCAGGUCACGAGCUCCCUGGUCACGAGCUCCCUGGUCACGAGCUCCCAGGUCCCGAGCUCCCUGGUCAUGAGCUUCCAGGUCCCGAACUCCCUGGUCACGAGCUCCCAGGUCACGCAGGCUGCAUGA
Molecule: messenger RNA, 555 nt
Organism: Pollicipes pollicipes
Lineage: Eukaryota; Metazoa; Arthropoda; Thecostraca; Pollicipedomorpha; Pollicipedidae
Product: putative serine/threonine-protein kinase fhkB
Exons: 1
Coding region: 1-555 (184 amino acids)
Source: RefSeq, a predicted model, not a curated record